AUAAUGUAACCAAGGUGAUUUUUGAUUACAAUCUAAAACAACCUUACACUGAGGAAUUAAGAAAAGUAGCUGUGUAGUGGCCAAGAGAGACUACGUGUAAAAUUUCCUGCUUUAAAGGCAGUUUUUCAAAAAUCAUUUAAUCAUGGCAGUCUUGCAAGAUUAGCUGUAUUAAUGAAACAAUGUAAAGGCGACUGGAAAGGAUUAUGUUAAUAUAAGUAUUACAUAUGGUGAAGGCUUAUUGAAUCCCUUGGGUAAACGAAUGCCGCGCGAUUAAGUAGCAUCUAAACCACUUGACUUUAAAGACGAGUCCUUUGGAUUGCAAAGAUUUCCCAAAUAUAUUACACAAACGAUCAAGUCAUUCCGAAAACUUAAUAUGGAAGAAAAUUUAACCGGCGAAAAAGAUGAUUUAGCAAAAGCAAAGAAGGAUUUAAUACUAAGGUUCGUAACGGACCAAGAACAACUACAGACCGGCCACACUCCUCCAAAAUCAGGCAAUAGCGAUGAAACAUUCGACAUAAUUGACAGUAUAGAAAUCCAAAAGGCCAGCCUUAGCAAUAUGCAAUUCGAUGAUAACACGCCACGAAAGCAAAAUGAGCACAGAUUAUUGAGUUUGUAUUCAAACGCUGCAGAGAACAGACCACGAAGUCGAACUAACAUAUCAAACAACAGGAGAAGUAGGAUAAGGGGUAAAAGUCCAGUGGGACUAAAUGAUCAAUUCAGGAGAGAGAAAAUAAAAAAGGAAGUACAAGGAAAAAGCUACAGCACCCUUCGUAAACACGAGAAUGAGUUUGGACGACUACGAUCGGCGCCGAGUUCACAAAAUAAACAAAAAGUUCAUACGAAAGAGCUUAACUUGCCAACAAAGAAAGCACCGUUAAGUAUCAUUCUGUCGAAAAAAAUCGAUGACCGUCAUGAAAUGACGUCGUUGACUUGCACAAAUUUCAAACGCCCUUCCAAAGAUAUCUCCACAGUAGAUAUAGCAUUACUUAAUCAACAUACUGUUCCUUCGAUAACAUCAGCUCACACCUUAAUGCAUUUGCCACCAAUUCCCACAGAUACGACAAAAAAACACCCUUCUACUUAGAAGAAGAAACACUCUGUCUCCAACAAUGUUUAUUUGUAGUAUUUAGUUGCUAGCUAAAUGUUAUAUUUCGGGCGAGUAUACAAAAAUAAGUUCAACUACAUAUAAAAACUUCAAAACGUACGAGAACGUUAAACAGGACCUUACACCAUAAAAAUAUUUUCCCAUGUAUUCACUUUCCGCCAUACAAAUCUAUUGUUACAAUAUGCAUGAUGUAAAAUGACGAGAUAGACAAAAUGCUGUGAUAAAUACAGUAAACGUUGUAUGAAAAGAACUCUUACACAGUUUUAUUUGUAUUAAACAAGCAUUUUCAAGUUGUA
This is a messenger RNA of Xenia sp. Carnegie-2017, 1401 nucleotides long. RefSeq lists its product as uncharacterized. NCBI's taxonomy places the organism in Eukaryota, Metazoa, Cnidaria, Anthozoa, Malacalcyonacea, Xeniidae. Bases 374 to 1084 code for a protein of 236 amino acids. The transcript has a single exon. The record is from RefSeq and is a predicted model, not a curated record.